AUGGAGCUAAAAAGUGCCAAACUGAGCAUUCGCCUUGAAGAUCGAAAAACCAAGAAGCAAUGGUUCAAGGGUGGAAUGGUAAUAACUGAUUAUGUGUCGGCUGCGAACGCAAUACCAACAGCACAUGUGGCCGACUACGUUAAGUGUUUCCAAGAAGCAUUGGACAGCGAUAUUGCUGAAACAAAUGAUGCGAAACGAAGUCUGGUCGCUUUAGCAUUAGGAUCUUUUCGGCUGGAGUUGGAUCUCACAAUUCACGUGUUCCGUUCGACGUGGAAGGCAAAAUACACGUUUGACAUAGAUCCUGUGUCAGUAAAUCAGAUUGACUUGUUGGAAUCCAACCUACGUGAUCAGCAGGACGAGAUCGAGAAGCUAAAAAUUGGGGAAAACCCAUCGUAUAUAAAGCUCACAACCACAACCAAGCAGAGUAACUCUAUUUUAUGUUGGAAUCAUGCGCAUUCGACGGAAUUUGAAUCAAACGGCCUUGAUGGAGCAAUCAAGAUCCGACGAAAAGGUGUUUACAUAAUUAGAGCUAUUGUCAAUGCAGUGUCGGGUGCCAAUCUAAGAAUACAGCUGAUGAAGAAUAAAAGUUUUAUUCAGGCAGUGACUACCGGUUAUUAUUCAGGGCUCGGCGGCUCAACUGGCGUAAAAGUCUUCGUGACAAAAAAUCUUUCGACUUCGCUGCCACUAAGUGUUUUGAAUGCACCCCUACAUUGA
Molecule: messenger RNA, 714 nt
Organism: Plasmopara halstedii
Lineage: Eukaryota; Oomycota; Peronosporomycetes; Peronosporales; Peronosporaceae
Exons: 5
Coding region: 1-714 (237 amino acids)
Source: RefSeq, a predicted model, not a curated record